CGUCCAAGCGAAACGCGCGCGUACCUUCUCGCCCGAGUCUUCCCGAGUCCCGCCCGAGCUCUCGAAGGGCUCACUCGAGAACCGAGCCCUCGUGUCUUCGUUGCUCGGAAUGCUCAUAGUCGACGCACAAUACUUGACAUAUCGACCUGCAUCGCCGAUUCGAUAAUAAAAUUAUUCCUUAUCAGCUUGCGUGACCGUUGCCAAGAGUCUGCAGGUCGUGACGAGCCAGCCAGUCGGAGCAUGUUUGCCGCGGAGUCACGACGUCUUAUGCGCGGUGGUACCUAGUAUGUGAAAGCUCGGAAAACUCGAGGAAGCCGUGGAAGCUCGCGAAGCCAGUGAACUCGGAGAAUCGAGAUCAGCCGGGGAAAAGCUCGAGGACGGCUUAGCGGCACGGAAUCGAUAGCACGCGACCGUCGCGACGGUCGCCGCCACCGUCGCCGUCCUAACCCUUGUGGCCCUCCUAACACUUCUCUCAGCCUUCCCGGCACUUAUAAAAGCGGCAAGCUUUACGCUUUAUCCUAAAAGAGCUUUCAUCGUAGAGCUCUUUCGGUGCUUCCUUUAUCGCGACACCUUUAUCGCAGCCCGCUGCGACUCCUGGACAAUGUAUUGUGCGCGAAUCGUUUGGCUCUCUCCUCGUGCAGGUUCAAGCUACGAGUGAUCAGGAUCUUGGAGAGAGAUAUCGUCGACAGGCUAAGUCCUAAGUGAACGAAGAGUAGUCUGCUACAUGAAUUUUUCAAACUCAACGUAAAAUCGAAGUGACCUCCCGCGGGAGUAUAGUGCAAAAUCGACAGCCAGUCGUUCGGGACUGUUGACAGUCUUCGAAAAUCCUCGUGGAAGCUGCCGAUUCUACGAAGUGACCAGACGGCGAGGGUGCAUCGGAAUCAUCGACUCUCCGUCGGGAUCGUCGUCGCGCUUGGCUGGACCAGGAAGAGGGAGCUAAGGAAUUUCGAGAAGGUAGUGUUGUCGAAGAAUACGAACUACGCGCGAAAUUCAGUGGCCUUCCUGUGUUUUAAUUUAUGUGAUUAUAAUCGUCGUCCUCGUCGCUGUCGAGGUUGACCUCGUUGCACUGUGCCGUCUUCGGAUCCCCUGUGUGUCUGUGACGUCUGAUCCCUUGUCUCCAAAAAACGAAAAAAAAAGUCAAAUAACCCGUCUCACAAAUUUUGUGUCUCCUUCGUCGCACGUCGCAUGUGACUCAACGCGAGCAACAGCCAAAAGCAGGCUGUGAUGAGGGGAGUGGGAUAAGACUGUGAUCGCGCAGGCGCGCUUGGAGAACCGAAAAAAUGCCACCUGCCCUAAGAGCCAUAUUGGUCCCAAUGCUGCUUCUGAUGAUUGCUACGAGCAGCGGGGCCUUUAAUUCACGGCAAACAGAAUGCACGUUUCCGGUGCGCUGGGAGGGUAGCUGGUUCCAGAGUGGCUUCCAUCAGUCCAUCCGCAUCUCCAGAAGCAAUCUCUCCACUAAGGGAAAAUGUCUGCACAACGAAGGUGACAAGUACCUGGUGGUCGAUGAAGAGAAGUCCUGCUAUCGCUGCGUCGUCAUUCACGAAAAGCACUCCAACGUUCUGCAGUACAAAGAGACCUACUGUCACGGCCGGAAUUCACUCUCCUCAUUGUGCUCAUACAUAACGGGUGACGCGUUACUUUACUCCAUGUUUCGCGAGGAGGCACCAGCCGUCCCCUGUCCGUUUUUGGGUCCCAUGACGUUCUCAUACAACAGAGGUCACGGCACGUGUUCCAGUCCUCAGAGCAACGUUGACACUUGCACCGACGACAGCAGAUUGUUAUUCAGGUACCAGGCCUGUCCUGACGUCCCAGCAUCUGAAAGUGCAGUCGAAGAACUGGAGUGUCUCGCGACCUGGAAAGAGGGCAGCAGCAGGUACCUGGUCGGACGUCUUCAUCAUCGGCAUGCCUCCAGCAACGAGGAUCGGUAUCGUUGUUUUGUUUACGAACGUGCCGGGCAGAGCAUCGGUGCCUUGAACAGAGCAGCCCUGGGUAUUGGCGGACCAAUGGAGCAGGACGUACCACCUCCUGGUGGACCGAUCCCCGAGGGAGCUCAAGAGACCUAUCGAGUAGCACAGAGCGGCGAUGCAACCUGCAACGGACUCUUCAGUCCAAUGGAAGGCUCCAGGACUAUGACACUACGGAAAGCCGCGUCCCCUGGAAAAUGUCGAUUUCCAAGCUGGCUAAGUGGCCACGGUAGCGGGGGCCUCACCUGGCAUACUCUUGACCUCGCGAGGUCAUACACAUUCCAUGCAAAGAACGCCUCGCUCCACGUGACCAGGUCAAACGGCAGCCUCUCCAGGAACGAGAACUCGGCAAUCGAUUUUCAGGAUGUUCCCGGCCAGGACGAGCAGGACGUGAAAAUUCUCUGCAACGGCAUCAAACAGACGAACUCGGGUCAGACUGUUAUUAUGCUUGUGGCCCACUUCACUGUCGGAUGUCGGAGCGGCUUCACGUGCAUGACCUUUUACAGAAGAGACGGUCACGUGAUUGAGGUACAAACCGGAAAGUCUGUUUCCAGACCGGAAGAGGCUUGCAACCCACCUCAUUAUCUACCCCACAGCAUCCCUUAUCUCACCUUAGUCACUAGUUCACCGGAACCUAGGCAGUGUCCGUAUCUGGGUAAAUUCACGGUGACCGGUAUGAACAGAAACCAACGUAACACCAGGGAGAAUCGUCGUAUCAAGGAGAAAGUAAGACACGCUCAGGAUCGAUCGGACGAUCGAUACAAUCGUAAAAUUGAAUUUGAAUUGGAAGCAAGACGAGCUAAUAACGAAUACCUGAUCCGUGAUCAUCGUGGAAGAAAAGCGCGUUCUAGUAAAUCAGCAAGUAGCAGCACCGGGGACAGCAAUAAUUCAGCGCGUGGAGCGUCGUUUGGAAUGGAUCACGAUCAGAGGAAGUCGACUGUCAGAAGACGUAAGCACGUGGAUAACAAGAGGCACGACCCCCUGGAGACGAAUUCAAGAUCGCGAAGAAGUCCUAAGCUCGAGGACUUCCAGGUGGACAUGGAUGACUUUAGUCACGUGAGGCAGUUCUGGGCAUCCAGGUUAGCGGAUGCUGACGCCGGUGGCAGUGCGGUCGACGUGCAGCAGGAAGAUGACUACUUCGGGGAGUACGACGUGGACGAGAUGGUCCCCAAGAAGAGAGCGGAUCAUCACGGCCUGUUUUUAGCUACUUACAGGGACCUUCUGCGCAUAAGGAAACACGUGGACGACGAGGAAGCUCCUACGAAUGACAAUUCGAAUAACUCUGAGGACGACCAGGAGGACGUUGACGAGUAUUUGGAGCGCAGGGAGAAGAGGGAAGAAGAGGACUCCAGAUGCGCGUCUGACGUUACUACGCUCACCGUUGGCUGCUCCACUGCUGAUCGGAUGGAGUUUCAGAGUGACUGCCUCGACGAUGACGAUGCCAUUACCGCAUACUCCUGUCACGGCAGGUGGUUCGAUGCCGAAGGUACGCAAUUUGUGAUCGCCACGCCUCUAGCCCGGAGAACGUCCUGGUCCAAUGAGAACAACAACAACGACAACAACAAUAACAGAGCUCAACCCUUUCGAAACAGCCGAAGAUUAUGUUUCAUGUACAGAGAAAGCGGUGGCGUCGUUAGCCUCACUGCCAGUCCGGUCGCCUGUCAGCGUGGGAUCCCUCCUCCUCCGCCAAUGCUAGCAUUCAAUGCAACCAGCACAGGUCAAUGCUUGGAAGAGAAUGGGGCUUUGGUGCACAGAGCCUCCCACUUCAUAACCUCAUUUCUUCUGGUAAUAACAAUCGCGGUAUUCAGGUGAUUCCCAGCGUAAGUCGAGCGCGUCGAGCAUCUCAAGUAUGACAAAGCUGAAGAAUAGGAGAGAAUAAGAAUAAAAAGGACGAAUGGUAAGGAAGAGGUGAAAAAUAAAUCAAGACGAAAGGAUAGAGGAUGAUAACCUUGUGACGAAGAUCAGGAUUCUUAUCUGCCAGUCUCAGCAGUGUCCUUUCUUCGAAUACUUCUUUCCGAUCACGUGAGCGACAACAGCGCACUCUACAACUCUCUUUUAUCAUUAGCCCUCUGGUUUACCGGGGAAAAUUGACUCGUGACCUCAUCUAUCUGCGUAUCUACGUACCUUGACAUUUGUCUUGCUAACCUCGUUCGUUGACCGACAAGUCCAUGACCACAGACUCAAAAGUAUUAUCCUCCAGCAAUAUCUCUUGUGUUGUACUAAUGUAUUAAGAUACUCAUGGGGAUGUUGAUCAGGAUGGUAAACGGGUAAAUUGACUGCGGGAUGAGUUCGAGUUGACGAGUCAACUUGACGCGGCGUAGCCCUUAGGUUUUUUACCGAUAGGUCCUAGACACUAGAUAGUUAUCGGUUAAAUCUGAGAAAAUAAAUAAUUAUGGUUAGUCCAUAUCAUGAUAGGAGCAUGGAUCGACAAGAUGGCGCGAAUAAUGCCGUCUAUGAUGGAUCAAGGUGACGUCAACUAUGACGAUGACCAUAUUUUUUAUCCCUAUAGAUAUUCGACCUAUGGUCAUCCUCAUGGUUAUCGUGUGAAACGAGCAUCUCGUUUUCAUGUAUAAUUCGAAUAAAGCGAAUGGAGGUGGAAUAUCUUAAGGUAGAACUUAGAUAGAAAUUAUCUCUAAUGAAUGAAUUAAGGAUAACGAUGUCUAGCGAAUGGGUUAAGCUAUUAGGGAAGUGAUUUAACGCAAUAAACCUACUGUUUAAUAGGAUUAUUUAACGUGUAUCGGCGAGUGGGCUAUGCGGCACCAGAAUUCGGAUAGGAACAGGAACGUUUAUACUGAUAACUAAUGAAUGCGCGGACAUGGAUGACAUAGAAGAUGUAAAAUGGCUGUCGUCGGUUUACGAAGAUGUAAAAUGUAAAUUGCUGUAACUGUGAUUAAUUCUGUUGCGCAGGAUCGUUCCGAGAUCUUCCUCUUCUACUUUACCGCCUCCCCACCCCCCUCACCCCACUCAUUUCGUCUCACGAUCCAUCGUAAAAUUUAAAUUCAAACCGUCUAACCCUAACCUAACCUCACUCAAUGAAACUCCACCCACUCGACCUCCCACUCACUUGUAGUUCCAAUCACGUCACGUUACACGAUACUGCUAUCUACAAAACCUUCUCCCUUCACUUACAGCCCUCCUAAAUUCUGUAGCGCGAUACGAUCGAUCAAAACUUCAUUUUUUUUUCUCAACAACGAGGAAAAACGAGAAUUCGACGGGAGCCAUCGGAAAGUAAUCGAUCUCGAGAGUUCGAAUAACCAACACGGAUUUUAUUUUCGCUCACGAUUUUUCGUUUUUACUUUCGUUUCCCUUAGGACAACCUAAUGAUGGUUGGAGGGUACGAGGUUAAAGACAAGAGGGAUGAAUUGGUGAUUAACGGUCGAUGGGUAGAUCAGGAGAGGACCGAGUAUCAGAGAGGAUUUUCCAGUCGAAUUUUCGGUAGCCUUUCACACUGCAAUUCACUAUAAGCAAUAAGCAAUAAACAGACACGACGAAUUAUCGGACGGUGUUAUGUUUAAAGCGAACGAGAUAUUAAUCCAGAGAUACUCUAUUAUUCAUUAUCUAUUGAUUGAAUUAUUGAAAAAAGGGGUACGACGAUAUUAUUGUAACUUAUACAGAGUCUAUAUUGUAUUAUUGUACAACCAUCUUUAUAAUAUGUAAUUAACCCAAACCGAGUGAAGAGAGAGAAAGAGAAAGAUUUAGAAAAAGAGAACAAACCAAUCGCUAUUUUACCAUUUUUCGAAUGAAGAGCACGCCGUAGCGUACCUAGCUUGUAUUUAUUUCGUUUUAGGCUGAUUAGAGCGUCGCGAAGUUGGUGACGGAUUUGGAGGUCAUUGACAUGUUCAGGAUGGAUACAAAAAAAAAUAUUUAAAUAAAGUCAUCCUCCACGUUCGACUCUUACUUCAGCAAUGAAUGCGUGUAAAUGCAAGCGAGAAAGAUGGGAAAAGAAUAAUCUGGUAUGAGAGAAUGUUACAAAAUGAAAGAGAAGAGCAAGUAUGGGAGUGAGUCUGUUUGUCAUUUUUUUUUGUUCAUCUGAAAUUUGUACGCACAAAUCGUUAGCAAUUGUGAGAGAUGUUUAAUUUAACAUGACAGUAGAUUUAACGUAGGUACUAGCCAAUUAGCACCUUAAAAUUAGAUCGUACUGUACCUAAGCUACAUACACUUAGCAUACUUACUUGAAGUAAGCAUAAGAUCUCUAGUUAUAGGGUAAGCUCAUUGUGACAGCAAUCAGAUGGAGCCCCGUGGUCUAAAUUUCAAUAUGCCAAUACUGCUCGUAAUUAAUAUACAUGAUAAAGUUUUUCUUUCGGAGCUCAUGUUCUGACUCGUGUUAGAUAUUAUAGAAACAAGACAUUGACACACACAUGAAUUUAUAUUCUUUGCGAUUUCCAAGUAUAAAAAGAUAAUAUAUAAUAGCACGUAGACAAUGGAUAAAGGAGAGGAGAGAAUGAUAGGAAGUUGAAUCAACCUCGAACAAACCAGUCAAUCAAUCAAUCAAUCAGUUGGUCGAUCGAGCAAUAAUGCCAGUGAGAUUCCUUGAUGGAGAGAGAGAGAGAGUUUAUAGAGAAUUAUUUUAUUUGAACAAAUCAUAACAAGAGAAGUAUGUAUAAUAUGGUUGAAAGAUUCAAGAAGAAAAAUGAUUAAGUCCCAAAUUUGAGUAAAAAAAAAGAGACAAACUUGUACGAACAAUCUAUGCAUACAUUUCCUGUGGUAAUAAAUAACGUAUAUCCAAUCAAGGGACAAUCAUCCUUGACAAGCAAUUGAAGCUUAGCAAAGAAAUCUUUGGCAAUUUUUACCAAAUGAAUUUUAUCAGAAUUAACCUGCAGACGAAUUUUGAAUAAAAGAUUUUUAACUGAAGUACUACCAAGAGGAAUGACAUUUUUAGCGACGCUCAAUCCGCAAUUAAUCUGGGAAUGAUCGCACGAUUUUGUUUUCCAUUUGAAAAGCAUUGACUUAAAGUGUCUCAGACACCCCACGCGCCUACUCCCUGGUUAAAGGUACAUACGUGCUUUCACGCAUAAUCGUAUAUUAAUAUAAUAUUAUAUACACUCAUAAAUACACAAGAAAAAAAGGUAUUAUACAUACAGUGCACGUUUCUCAUGUCAGAUCACGGGGCAAAGGUGUAUAAAGUGUGUGCGAUGCGCUGGUCGGUUUAACUAUGGAUUCGAACUUUCAUAACUUUGUAAUAGUAUAUAAAACGAAGGGGAUAGAAGCGAACCGGAAGCCAAUGAAUCACUCGAGGCUGAUCGUUCGCAAGCUCAUACUGAGAAUGCAGAAACGAUACUGCCAGGUCGAUAGUAGGAAGUGGAGAAAGUAGGAGGAUAAUAGCCCUGUGCCCUAUCUCACUAUAUCUCUCUAACCCUGUCUGGCCCUUUCUGACCCUAUUCCCAUCACCACCUUAUCAAUUUUCUUUAUCUAUCCUUCUUUCGAUUCAUCUCCCUUUCAUAUUCUCUCUUGCGGAAAAAUACAUCAAUUUCUCGAAUUUCAUUCUCGAGAAAUUGUCGCGAGUUGCAAACGAGGACUCUGUCAUUGCUCGAGAAGGUUUAAGAAAGAGAAGAUAAGAUUUAUUCCGUACGUGUACGGGGCACAGGACCAGAAUCUCUUGUUCCGGCAAGGUUAAUUAAGAAUUUCAUACGCAUGAACGCUACUGCGCAUGCGCAGCCACGACCCGGUACUUCUCGCUCAUAUUCAACUGCCACAUUGGUAUACGAGCAUUUGAAAUGAACGAGAUAUCGAUAAUCGUGUUUGUCGAAUUGCGCGCGAGUUAUCGUAUUAAACGCUCAUUUGAAAGAGAAAAAAGUGAAAAGAUAAAGAAAAAUAAUAAAGAGGGAAGGAUCUUUAAUAGUCUCCCGAGUGAAUGGCAAAAAGCAAUAGAGUAUGUAUGCGUGAGUAGUAUGUUUGCGUGCGCGUGCAACGUCCUCUGUGCAAACUAAUAAGAGCGAAUGACUGAUCAAAUGAUUUAACGAUUGAAUUAUUGACGGACUGACUAAACGAUUGGCUUAACCUGGCCGAGUGAGUGAAUUGUGAUUGAACGGAUUGGGAUGAAAGAGACGAUGACGUCGAGUGACAAACGUAAGUGUGUAAGCUACCUGUGCCUUGUAACAAACUACAUAUAUAUACAUAUAUAUGUAUAUACAUAAACUCAUCACGAUAACCUAUAAAA
Molecule: messenger RNA, 8121 nt
Organism: Cephus cinctus (wheat stem sawfly)
Lineage: Eukaryota; Metazoa; Arthropoda; Insecta; Hymenoptera; Cephidae
Exons: 11
Coding region: 1281-3776 (831 amino acids)
Source: RefSeq, a predicted model, not a curated record